AGCUGUGUGUCCUGGUGGUGGUACAAAGGUUGUAUGUAAUGGACACACAUCCAGUGACCUUGCACAUUUCUCCUCACUUUAUUCUGGAGGGACUGUGCUGAGUAAGGAAAAGAGAGUCCCUGUCUGCCUUGUCUUCUCAGUCUCCCUGCCUGUAGCUCCAGCACAAGUCCAAACUGAUCACAAGCACCAGCCAUUCCUUUGUGUUGAGGGUGAGCACUCAGACACGGGCUUGACAUAAGCAAUUAAUUUCACAAAGACAGCUGAUCAGCUGUCAAAGGACAAUUCUCUAUCACUUUUGACUUGGGUCUCAGAGUGACACGGGACCUGAGAGAUGACAUGAUCCCAUCUUCUGCUGACAGCUGUUCUCUUAAGUGACGGCAGACUCUGAAGGGGGGGCUGGACUGGUCUGACUCCCAACUUAAACAGAGCCAAAGGGCCAGGCAUCAGACUGGAAGGAUUGUUGGGAGGGGAGCUAGUGGCUGAGCAAGAUCGAUGGAUCUACCUUGAAGGCUGAGUGCAUGACUGACUUGUCAAUUAAUCACUUUGUUUUACUUCCCCCUUUUUUCUUCCUCUCAGGGAGUGUAAGAGCCGAAGAUGAGGCCCAGGGUGGAGUGCUACUCUCUAAGGUUUUGGCUGGUGCUGGCAGUCCUCGCAACGACAGGGAGCGGGGCCCACGCCCAGAAAAGCCACCCGAGCAUUGGCAUCGCAGUCAUCCUGGUGGGCACCUCCGACGAAGUGGCCAUCAAAGAUGCCCACGAGAAAGAUGACUUCCACCACCUCUCAGUGGUGCCUCGGGUGGAGCUGGUGGCCAUGAACGAGACGGAUCCCAAGAGCAUCAUCACCCGCAUCUGUGACCUCAUGUCUGACCGCAAGAUCCAAGGGGUGGUGUUCGCUGAUGACACGGACCAGGAAGCCAUUGCCCAGAUCCUGGACUUCAUCUCCGCCCAGACCCUCACUCCCAUCCUGGGCAUCCAUGGAGGCUCCUCUAUGAUCAUGGCAGAUAAGGAUGAGUCAUCCAUGUUCUUCCAGUUUGGCCCAUCAAUAGAACAGCAAGCUUCUGUCAUGCUCAACAUCAUGGAAGAAUACGACUGGUACAUCUUCUCCAUUGUCACUACUUACUUCCCCGGGUACCAGGACUUUGUGAACAAGAUCCGCAGUACCAUUGAGCACAGCUUUGUGGGUUGGGAGCUGGAGGAGGUCCUUCUGUUGGACAUGUCCCUGGAUGAUGGGGACUCAAAGAUCCAGAACCAGCUCAAGAAGCUCCAAAGCCCUGUUAUCCUCCUCUACUGCACAAAGGAAGAGGCCACCUACAUUUUUGAGGUGGCCAACUCGGUGGGUCUGACGGGCUAUGGUUACACGUGGAUCGUGCCCAGCCUGGUGGCAGGGGAUACAGACACGGUGCCAUCCGAGUUCCCCACCGGCCUCAUCUCUGUCUCAUAUGAUGAAUGGGACUACGGUCUUCCUGCCAGAGUAAGGGAUGGAAUAGCCAUAAUCACCACGGCUGCUUCUGACAUGCUGUCUGAGCACAGCUUCAUCCCUGAGCCCAAGAGCAGCUGUUACAACACCCAGGAGAAAAGGAUUUACCAGUCCAACAUGCUCAACAGGUACCUGAUCAAUGUCACCUUUGAAGGCAGGAAUUUGUCGUUCAGUGAGGACGGAUACCAGAUGCAUCCCAAGCUGGUCAUCAUCCUUUUGACCAAGGAGAGGAAGUGGGAGAGGGUGGGGAAAUGGAAAGAGAAAAAGUUGCAGAUGAAGUAUUACGUGUGGCCGCGCUUUGAGCUGUAUCCUGACUCUGAGGAACGUGAGGACGAUCACCUGAGUAUCGUGACCCUGGAAGAGGCACCGUUUGUCAUUGUGGAGAACGUGGACCCCCUAAGUGGCACCUGCAUGAGGAACACGGUCCCUUGCCAAAAGCGCAUAGUGACUGAGAACAAAACUGAUGAGGAGCCAGAUUACAUGAAGAAAUGUUGCAAGGGGUUCUGCAUAGACAUCCUCAAGAAAAUCUCGAAGUCUGUCAAGUUCACCUAUGACCUCUACUUGGUGACUAAUGGCAAGCAUGGAAAAAAGAUCAAUGGGACGUGGAAUGGAAUGAUUGGAGAGGUUGUCACCAAAAGGGCCUAUAUGGCUGUGGGAUCCCUCACCAUUAAUGAGGAACGUUCAGAAGUGGUGGAUUUCUCUGUGCCCUUCAUUGAGACAGGAAUCAGUGUCAUGGUGUCACGUAGCAAUGGAACUGUCUCACCUUCUGCCUUCUUAGAGCCUUUCAGUGCUGACGUGUGGGUGAUGAUGUUUGUGAUGCUGCUGAUCAUCUCUGCGGUGGCUGUCUUUGUCUUUGAGUACUUCAGCCCUGUGGGCUACAAUCGGUGCCUUGCUGAUGGCAGAGAACCAGGAGGUCCCUCUUUCACCAUUGGCAAAGCUAUCUGGCUGCUGUGGGGGCUGGUGUUCAACAACUCUGUGCCAGUACAGAAUCCCAAGGGUACCACUAGCAAGAUCAUGGUGUCGGUGUGGGCCUUCUUCGCUGUCAUCUUUCUGGCCAGCUACACUGCCAAUCUGGCUGCCUUCAUGAUCCAGGAGGAAUAUGUGGACCAGGUGUCUGGCUUGAGCGACAAAAAGUUCCAGAAACCAAAUGACUUCUCACCCCCUUUCCGCUUCGGGACGGUUCCCAACGGCAGCACGGAAAGGAACAUUCGCAACAACUACCCUGAAAUGCACAGCUACAUGGUGAAGUUCAACCAGAGGGGGGUGGACGAUGCCCUGUUCUCGCUGAAGACUGGGAAGUUGGAUGCUUUCAUUUAUGAUGCAGCAGUGCUAAACUACAUGGCUGGCAGAGAUGAAGGCUGCAAGUUGGUGACGAUUGGGAGUGGGAAAGUGUUUGCCUCCACUGGCUACGGCAUUGCCAUCCAAAAGGACUCAGGCUGGAAGCGCCAGGUCGAUCUUGCAAUUCUGCAGCUUUUUGGAGAUGGGGAGAUGGAGGAGCUGGAAGCUCUCUGGCUCACUGGCAUUUGUCACAAUGAGAAGAAUGAGGUUAUGAGCAGCCAGCUGGAUAUAGAUAAUAUGGCAGGUGUCUUCUACAUGUUGGGAGCAGCCAUGGCCCUCAGUCUCAUCACCUUCAUCUGUGAGCAUCUCUUCUACUGGCAAUUCCGCCACUGCUUCAUGGGCGUCUGCUCUGGCAAGCCUGGUGUGGUCUUCUCCAUCAGCAGGGGUAUCUACAGCUGCAUCCACGGCGUGGCCAUCGAAGAACGCCAGUCAGCAAUGAACUCCCCCACAGCAACUAUGAACAACACCCAUUCCAACAUCCUCCGCCUGCUUCGGACAGCCAAGAACAUGGCCAACCUGUCGGGGGUCAAUGGCUCACCACAGAGUGCCCUGGACUUUAUCCGCCGCGAGUCAUCCGUCUAUGACAUCUCUGAGCACCGCCGCAGCUUCACCCACUCGGACUGCAAAUCCUACAACAACCCCCCCUGUGAGGAGAACCUCUUCAGUGACUACAUCAGUGAGGUGGAAAGGACCUUUGGCAAUCUCCAGCUGAAGGACAGCAAUGUGUAUCAGGACCACUACCACCACCACCACCGCCCCCACAGCAUCGGCAGCACCAGCUCCAUUGACGGGCUCUAUGACUGUGACAACCCGCCCUUCAACGCCCAGUCGCGCUCCAUCGGGAAGAAGCCCUUGGACCUGGGCUUGCCCCCUGCCAAGCACAGCCAGCUGGGUGACCUCUAUGGCAAGUUCUCCUUCAAGAGUGACCGCUACGGGGGCAGCGGGACCCACGACGACCUGAUCCGCUCAGAUGUCUCUGACAUUUCCACUCACACGGUCACCUACGGCAACAUUGAGGGCAACGCAGCCAAGAGGCGGAAGCAGCAGUACAAGGACAGCCUGAAGAAGCGCCCAGCCUCCGCCAAGUCCCGGAGGGAAUUUGAUGAGAUAGAGCUGGCCUACCGCCGGCGCCCACCCCGCUCACCUGACCACAAGCGCUACUUCAGGGACAAGGAAGGGCUACGGGACUUCUACCUUGACCAGUUUCGGCCCAAGGAGAACUCACCGCACUGGGAACACGUGGACCUGACGGAUAUCUACAAAGAACGGGGAGAUGAGUUUAAGCGCGACGCGGGAGGAGGAGGGGGUGGAUCCUGCACGAACAGGGCCCAUCACAAGCAUGGCUCAGGCGAGUUUGGUGGAGGCAAUGAGCACAAGCAUGGCGUCGUGAGUGGGGUCCCAGCGCCGUGGGAGAAGAACCUGACCAAUCUAGACUGGGAAGACCGGACCGGGGCUAAUUUCUGCCGCAGUUGCCCUUCUAAGCUGCACAACUACACGCCAUCAACGGUGGGGCAGAACUCCACCCGCCAGGCCUGCAUCCGCUGUGAGGCUUGCAAGAAAGCGGGCAACCUGUAUGACAUCAGUGAGGACAACUCGCUCCAAGAGCUGGACCAGCCGCCUGCCCCUGUGCCCGUGGCCACCAGUGCCACCUCCUCCUCCAAAUAUCCUCAGAGCCCUUCCAAUUCUGCCUCUAAGGUGCAGAAGAAGAACCGCAACAAACUCCGCCGGCAGCACUCCUAUGACACCUUUGUGGACCUGCAGAAGGAUGACUCAGCCCUGGCCCCCCGCAGCGUCAGCCUCAAGGACAAGGGCCGCUUUUUGGAGGGGAGCCCCUACGCCCACAUGUUUGAGAUGCCAGCCAGUGAGACCACCUUUGCCAACAACAAGUCCUCAGUGCCCGCCACCAGCUACCACCACCACAACAACCCCGGCAGCAGUGGGGGCUACAUGCUCAGCAAGUCACUCUACCCCGACCGGGUCACCCAAAACCCUUUCAUCCCCACUUUUGGGGAUGACCAAUGCUUGCUCCACGGCAGCAAAUCUUAUUUCUUCAGGCAGCCUGUGGUGGCAGGAGGGCCCAAAGCCAGGCCAGACUUCCGAGCCAUUGUCACCACCAACAAGCCGGUGGUCUCAGCCCUUCAUGGGGCUGUGCCAGCCCGUUUCCAGAAGGACAUCUGUAUAGGGAACCAGUCCAACCCCUGUGUGCCUAACAACAAAAACCCCAGGGCUUUCAAUGGCUCCAGCAACGGGCAUGUUUAUGAGAAACUCUCCAGUAUUGAGUCUGAUGUUUGAGUGAGAGGGGAAGAGCGCGGGGAGGGACUGGGGAUGUAUGUGGAGCAUGGGAGGGGAGGGUGGGAUCAAUCCCAUCAGUUACUCUCCUGAGUCGUCCUUAGUUUGUGGGAUACUGGAGUUGUGAGUAGUCCAGCACUGGUGACAAGUGCCACCUCUUUGGUUUCCCCUCUUCCUCCUCCUUUCCCAAGCCUCCCGCUUUAUCUCUUUUUCCAUGUUCUCGCUCCUUCCAUUCUCUUCCAUUCCUGGCCAUUGCACUUUACAGUGAUGUUGGAGUUGGAUAUCCUUGCUCGUGGUUUCAGGAAGCAGAGAAAAAAGCAGGGAAGGGAUGGGCUGAGGAGGAGCAGCAGUGACUUUAGUGUUCACUUCUGCUGGCUCCCAGCAGGGAAAGGCAUGUGUGCACACGUCUAUGUGAGUGUGUGGCAGGAGGAGGCAGCAGCAGCAGUGUAAUGGACAUGCAGGAAAACAUGCUUGCUCAGGCAACUCUUCCUAAAACUGCCUAGAAAAGAGUAGUGUUUGACGUGGAGAAAGUGAAGAGAGAAUAACAAGACUGACUUGAUGAUGCACUUACAUGUUAGCUAUAUUGAGGUUCUUGUUACAUUAUUUUGUGAAGACUA
Molecule: messenger RNA, 5720 nt
Organism: Ficedula albicollis (Collared flycatcher)
Lineage: Eukaryota; Metazoa; Chordata; Aves; Passeriformes; Muscicapidae
Gene: GRIN2B
Product: glutamate ionotropic receptor NMDA type subunit 2B
Exons: 12
Coding region: 595-5106 (1503 amino acids)
Biological process (GO): monoatomic ion transport; synaptic transmission, glutamatergic; excitatory postsynaptic potential
Cellular component (GO): NMDA selective glutamate receptor complex; postsynaptic membrane; plasma membrane
Molecular function (GO): NMDA glutamate receptor activity; transmitter-gated monoatomic ion channel activity involved in regulation of postsynaptic membrane potential
Source: RefSeq, a predicted model, not a curated record